This is a messenger RNA of Caenorhabditis briggsae, 456 nucleotides long. Lineage: Eukaryota; Metazoa; Nematoda; Chromadorea; Rhabditida; Rhabditidae. Gene Ontology annotation, molecular function: G protein-coupled peptide receptor activity. The transcript is spliced from 3 exons. Bases 1 to 456 code for a protein of 151 amino acids. The record is from RefSeq and is a predicted model, not a curated record.
AUGUACAAAUUCCAAGUCGACGAACAAUGCAGAUAUCCAUUUAUGUUUGUCGACGGAUGCAUGGCGUUAUUUGUCAGAUUUUCUUAUGUUAUUCUUGCCUCUGCCCUAGUUGGAGCAAUUUGUAAAGCGGAAAAACGUCGAAGAAAUUUGGGAAACGACGAAUCUUCAAAUGCUUCUAAACUGAUCACGAUUAUGGCCAUAUCGGUGUUCAUUUCAGAAACAACUUAUGGUGCCUUAUAUGUUGUGACCUAUUUCUUUGAUAGACAAUACGAGGAAAUAAAAGUGAUUAAACGACAAGACUCGAUUGUUCUCAUUUUUCUGAUCAUCAAUUCUGCGACUCAUAGUAUCAUCUGUUUCUUUAUGUCAUCUCAAUACAGAGAAACUGCAAGGAGGCUAUUCUGGAAAAGGAGUUCAAGAGUCGGAAAUAUUAUUAGUUCUGUUCCGAUUAGUAGCUAA